CAGAGGAGGCAGCGAGCGGCGAGAUGGAAGUGGAGAAGCCCCCCCAAAAUGCUGAGCCACCAACGCUGCUGAAGACGUACAGAUGGCGAACGGCAGCAGCCGUGGGCGAGCGGGACCCCGAGCGGUGCAGUGCGACCCCGGGUGGUCGGCACUGGAGCCGGCUGCAGGGCUGGAAGCGUUCCUACAGCCAACCCGAGUCUGAGAGCCUCGACGACGGCGUUGGGAAGGGCAGCUCCAACCUGGGGGCACCCAAAGCCAGUGCCCGUCGGUCCCUCUUCCAAAGGGCGUUCUCGGCGCCCUCCAAGGUGGUCAAGGAGCCACGCAGCCCCGAGGGUGGCAAAGGCACCCUGCAGAAAUACCUGCGCUCCGUGUCCAAGAAGAAGGGAUACGUGGAGAACGGGGCCAGGGCUGAGAAGGGGUCCCACGAGGGCAUCCCAGCCCCAGAGAGCACCCACGGCGCCCGCUCCAUCCCAAUGCCUCCGGCACCCGAUGUCACAGUGUGGGACGUCUCCAACUUCUCACUGGUAGACAGACAGCUGAUCCACGUGGGUCGGGACGAGGAGACUUCAAGCAGGAGCAGGAACCGGACCGGGAGCUCUGAGAGCAGCAGCCCUCACCCAGUGGGUGGCAGGAGGGACACCGACACCGAGGAGAGGAGUGCGAGGGCAGUGGGGAAAGGCACCGACAGCGACGGCUCUACCACCUCGCAGUUCAGCAACGUGAAGGGACUGUUGUGGAAGCGACUGCGGGAGCGGAAAGGUCGCAUCGUGUCCAAAAAUGAGAGCUCAGUGGCGGUCGGCACAGAUGGAGAAAGAGCCCCGAGCCGCAGCGGCUCCCACGAGUCCCUGCUGCCAGCACCCAGCGCAGCCGAGCUGGACCUCAGCGGGGAGAAUGUCAUCGUGCGUCCUGUGCACGGCAGCAUCGUGGGCGAGAAAUUCUGCUUCCAGAUCAUCACAGGUGGGCACAGCCACUCCUUCGGGUGCAGCUCCUUGGCUGAACGCGACCGCUGGAUUGAGAACCUGCGCCGCACGGUGCAGCCCAACAAGGACAACUGCGAGCGCCUGGAGCUGGGGCUGAGCCUGUGGGUGUACGAGGCACGGGACCUGCCGCCCCGCCGCCGCCUGCGGUGUCACCUCCAGCUGGACGGCACGCUCUUCGCCCGCACCACCGCCAAAGCAGCCGGUCCCGACGGCGAGCUCUUUUGGGGCGAGCUCUUCCAGCUGGCCGCCCUCCCGCCCUCCCAAGCCCUCACCCUCUCGCUUUACCGUGACGAUCAGGGUCACCCCAGCCAGCCGGUGGCAUCUGUCACCGUCCCUUUGGCUGAGCUGGCGGCUGCCCGGCAGCCCUUGGAGCGCUGGUACCCGUUGAGCAGUCAUGGAGGCGACGAACGGGCGCCGGCGGUGCGGGUGCGCGGGAGGUACCGGGAGGUGAGGGUGCUGCCCAUCGUACGCUACAAGGAGCUGGCUGAGUUCAUCACCUUCCACUAUCGGGAGCUGUGCGCCUGCCUGGAGCCCACCAUCGCCGUGAGACACAAGGAGGAGCUCGCUGGCACCUUGGUGCGUGUCCUGCAGAGCACCGGGAAAGCCAAGGUAGAGCGGCUGGUGGCCGUG
Molecule: messenger RNA, 1610 nt
Organism: Lagopus leucura (white-tailed ptarmigan)
Lineage: Eukaryota; Metazoa; Chordata; Aves; Galliformes; Phasianidae
Product: RAS protein activator like-3-like
Exons: 9
Source: RefSeq, a predicted model, not a curated record